CUCUGUGUGGAGUAAAGCCUACUACGUUAUCUAAAUAUGUAAUUGAAGCAUUACAAUAUGCCUACCUCUGAUUUUAUUUCUGUAUUGCUUCCUUAAACAGCAAUGAGUAAGCGUUCUAAAUUAUGUCGAAAGACUUCUUGUCCAAGAAGCAAUAUAUUCUGCAAUCUUAUUGAUAAAAUUGUCAAAAGACCCUCCUUGCAGUUUCUGGGUCAGUGGGGAUAUCACUGUUUUGAGCCUAGAAUUUACCGAACACUGGCAAAAAUUCUGAGGUAUGUUGACUUGGAUGGGUUUGACACGCUACUCACAGAUUACAUAGCAUUUGUGGAAAAGUCAGUGUAUCACUUCGAACUAAAUUUUAACCUUGAAUUUACUGAAAUAUGUGUGAAUACAAUUCUGUACUGGGUUUUUGCAAGAAAAGGUAAUCCUGACUUUGUGGAAUUGCUUCUCAAGAAGACAAAAAACUAUGCUCAAGACAGAAGCUGUAACCUGGCACUGAUAUGGAGAACUUUCACACCAGUGUACUGUCCAAGCCCAUUAAAUGGCAUCACACCUCUACUUUAUGUAGCUCAGACAAGACAGUCUAACAUCUUAAAAAUACUCCUACAAUAUGGAAUUUUAGAAAGAGAGAAAAAUCCAAUCAACAUUGUCUUAACAAUAUUGCUCUACCCUUCAAGAGUGAGAAUAAUGGUAGAUAACGAAAUGAUUGAUAUCCAGGAAGAUGCCAAAACAUGUUUAGUAUUAUGUUCCAGAGUGCUUUCUGUCAUUUCAAUAAAGGAAAUAGAGACACAGCUAAGUCUUGGAAGACGUCCAAUUAUUUCAAAUUGGUUGGAUUACAUUCCUUCAACACGAUAUAAAGAUCCAUGUGAAUUAUCCCAUAUUUGCAGAACAACCAUCAGGAAUCAACUAUUAAUCAACAAUAUGCUUCCAAAUGGAAUACUUUCACUUCAAAUUCCUGUUUCUCUACAGAACUACCUCAAUUUAGAAAGCUAAUGCAUGAGUUUAUCCUAGGUUAUUCAAGGAUGCUUACCAUUUUGUGGCUUUGAAGUUAAUAAAC
Molecule: messenger RNA, 1054 nt
Organism: Ochotona princeps (American pika)
Lineage: Eukaryota; Metazoa; Chordata; Mammalia; Lagomorpha; Ochotonidae
Gene: ASB17
Product: ankyrin repeat and SOCS box containing 17
Exons: 3
Coding region: 103-990 (295 amino acids)
Biological process (GO): intracellular signal transduction
Molecular function (GO): protein binding
Source: RefSeq, a predicted model, not a curated record